CCUGCUUGAACAUGAAAAACGCAUUGGGUGACUUUGGGCAAUCGGUCACACUCUCUCAGCCUCAGGGGAAGGCAAUUUAGAGCAAUUUAAAACAAGCAUAGAGCCAGCAGUGGUUUGUAGGGCUAUGACUCUGGAGACCAAGGUUGGAAUCCCUGCUUGAACAUGAAAAACGCAUUGGGUGACUUUGGGCAAUCGGUCACACUCUCUCAGCCUCAGGGAAGGCAAUGCCAAGCCUCCUCUGAACAAACUUGCUAAGAAAGCCCCGUGAUAGGUUUCCCUUAGCAUCGCCAUAAGCUGGCAUUGACUUGAAGGCACACAACAACGCAGCUAACACACACACACACAUGACCAACAAAAGGACAACUAGGAUGGAGCCAUUUUGUCUUCCCAUGGGAGGGAGUUGCAAAGCCCAGGGUCACCACCGAGAAGGCCCUGCCUUGUAUCUUCCCAACUGUGUCCACAAAGAGAGUGGCUUGAAAAGAGGACUUCUCUUGGGGGGGUCCUGGAGUCCGGCAAGCAGACCUGUGUCCGCACCUGGAAGGUGCCCACUCCCCCACGGUGGCAAUGGUUGAGACCCCUGCCAAGAGAAUGGCCCUGGCAGAACCUUGGCUGCUAACAAUGCCCCAGAAGGUUCUAGAAGGGCCAAGGUUGGCAGUUGGAAGCCAAGCACUUGGAGGGCAGAGACUCCAGCCGGAGGACCCUCCCCAAGAUGGCCUACCCCAGCCGAGGGCUGCUGAAAGCAGCCAUGGGGCACUACUUGACAGAGAGCGCCAGGACGGCACUCGAAGCCCUGGAGCCGGAGGAAGACGUGGUGGAUCUGGGCCCCGGGAAACAGAUGCCAACCGUGGGACCCAACCAGAUCCUGGACAUGCCACUUUUCACCAAAAUCCCAUUCCUUCCUGGCUCCAAAACCAUGUUCUACACGACAAACCUAGGAGAAAAGCUGUACCAGCCAUCGGCCACCUUUGACCUGAACGACCCCUAUUGCAAAAUCAUGGCCCCCAAGUACAAAAGCCUCCACGACCCCCACUUGCGCGCCUACUACAAGCGGAAGGACAACCUGCGGAGGCUGAAAAAGGCCGGCUACAUCACCGACAAAAACAAAGUUGUGUGUACUUUGAAGGAGUUCAAUGAAUACAGGCAGUACUUGACCUCUCUCAAGCUGGAGUUUGAGAAACACUACAUCAAAGAGCAAAAAAUGCUGGAGAAGCAGAUAACCAAGCUCCAGGAGCCCAACGUUCUCCCGGAGGGGCUGGACAGCACCAAAUAUCGCGACUGGCUGCUGAAGGAAGAGCGGCCGACCAUCCAGGAGCAGGAGGCCGUGAUGAGGAACAGGUAUUUAGAGUUGAUCAACCAGGAGCUGGAGAAACUGGAGCAGCUGGCGGAAGAGAACCGGCGGCUCUCCUUGGCUCAGGAUGACAAGAAGCAGCAGGGGCUGGAGAAGAGGAAGCAGCUCCUCCUGCGCAAGAAGAUGGAAGAGGAGUGGCGGAGGAAGGAGAUGCUACUCCUGAUGAAAAUCGGGGACGAUGUCAAGCGAGAGGCGAGGAUCGAAGAGCAGCGGCGGAAAAGCAAGGAGGAGAAGCUGAAGAAGAAACAAGCCAUGCUGGAGAAGAAGAUGGCUUACCACCUGAAGAAGAUUCAGGAGAAGUUCCAGAAGGAGGGCUUCCUCCCUCCUGACCAGCUCUUCCGUGUAAAGGCCCCCGAAGACCACGGUCUGCCAGCCAAAAAGCUAGCGUCUCUGGCGAAGAAAAGCAUGGAGCUUCGCAAGAAGCCCCCAGCCUCAGAGAAGAAGCCAAGCGGCCCCCUUGGCGAGAAAGGAGGGGAGCUCCCCAAGGCAGGAGGAAAAGGAAAAGGACAAGGACGAGGAAGAAGAGGCAGUGUGUUGGAGCUGCAAAGCCAGGUGUCCCUUCCCAAAGCCAAGGGGGGCACGAAGGAGUCGCUCACAGUGCUGGUGCCCUCGGCGAGUGGAGAGGCGCCAGUCCCAGACACGUCUGCCCCGUCCUUGGAGCAGGGAAUCGAUCAAAGUGAGAAAGACCCCAGCAAGAGGGAGAGCCAGGACUUGGAGCCAGCAGGAGGACCUCUCCCUUCCAAGACCAGCGGCAGCAAAGGUUCCUUAACCUCCGCCAAGGAGGACGUUUCCAUGGCCAGCAGCACUGUCACCAACAACCUCCCGGCGAUGGAGGCUGGGUCCAGCGUGGCAGAAAACGCCACCGACAAAGUCCUACCCUCAACCUCCAUCGGAACCAUCAGCAACGAGGGGGCAGUCUCCGCUUGCGGAUCCACUGGUUGCGGGAGCAAGACCUCAUGUUGCGGAUCAGCCGGUUGCGGAAGCAAGACGUCUUGUUGCAACAAGUCUUGUUGCGGGUCUGCUGGUUGUGGAAGCAACAAGUCUUGUUGCGGGUCUGCUGGUUGUGGAAGCAACAAGUCUUGCUGUGGGUCGGGCGGCUGCGGAAGCAAGAAGUCUUGCUGUGGGUCAGGCGGCUGCGGAAGCAAAGGCUCUUGUUGUGGGUCUGCUGGGUGCGGAAGCAAGGCCUCCUGCUCUGGCUCUGGUUGUGGCUCCGGAGGGUGUUGCAGCAACGGCAAGUGCUGUGGCUCGGGCGGAUGCGGCAGCAACAACAGCAAAGGAACUGGAGACUAUGAUUCAAGUGGCAGCAGCAAGCAAGGAGCCAGCGGGGGACCCAGCAAGCUCCCAUUCACCUCUUCGGCAGGAGUGGCUGCAUCCCAUCAAAGUCCCAUGAAGCCUUCCACCAAAACAACCAUGCCUUCUGCCAUCGCCACACACACCGUCAGCGAGGCCUCUGGCAAAGGGAAGCAGAAGAAGAAAGCCACCUUAAUGUUUUCCCAGAGUGAGCCAGACUCUCAGCCCAAAGAGAGGAGCUCCGGCAAGAAGAGGCGAGGAGAUAAGCAUAAAAUAGAGCAUUUGACCUCAACAUCCCAGGACAAUGAUUCCGAGUCAUCGUAUUCAGCGUACCUUCAGUGUCUGCUCUCAAAUGCAGACCAGACGGCACUGCGAGAGAGCCUGAAAGGAAAAGUCUCCGUUUCGCAGCUGAACGGCAUCAUCCAGAACAUCAUGACUUGGGUGGUGUCGGCCGUCACAAGUAUCCUCUACCCGGCCCUCACCAAGUUCGAGGAGAGGGUCCGGACGCGGGUCUACACCAUUUCGGAGGAGUCCCUGCUCUCCUCGGACAACUCCAGCAGCUGCAGCACUUGCAACGAGGACUUCUAUGAGGCCUAUGGGACCCUGCCCUCCCUCUCCACCCGCAAGGUCAGCUUCACUGACUCCAGCCUGAAGCCCGCCACCAGCACUCCCAGCGAAUUCCAGGCCACCAGCGGGAAGCCCAACUCCCUGCUCUCUUCCAAGUCGUCCUUCACCUCCUUCACCAAGAGCACCCACCUCUCCUUGGACGGGGACCUCUUCAAAGGGAAGUUCAAGCGAGGGAAGACGGCCAUCUUCUUCUCCCCAGCCAAGCAUGGCGGGAUCCUCUCCACCAGAGCCAGAAUGCAGAGCUCCAAGUCAGACAGCCACAUCUUUGAGAUGGAAAAGGCUCUCUCCGAAGCUGCCGAGAAACCAGUGGCUUUGCACCAUGGCAAACAUGGCAAGAGCGCAGCGUUGAGGGGGCUCUUCCCCAAAUCGGACACCACGACUGCCACCGCUGGUGCCACCACUACUACUGACACAGAAGGACUGCCUCCCACCGGUGGGGACCACAAGCCGCCCCGUGGCCCCUUGGCCCCAAGAGAGACCCUCAACCUGAGGGACCUUAAGUGCAUUUUUGCUGAGCUGAAGCCUCCCUUGUCCAAGAUCACAGCUCUUGUUCUCAAUGACGUUUUUAAGAGGAUCUUGGGGGACCUGGGCUGCACUGCGUCCACCAUCUCGCUCUCAAUGGAGGUCCUCCUGGAGUCCAUCUCUGAGAGCAUCCUGGGCAGCCAUCCCGGCGGCUCCCCUGAGGCCGGAUCCGUCUCCCGGAUUGCCAGUUUUGUCGCCAGCGACCUUGUUGAGAACAUACUGAGCAAACUCCAGGCCACAGCCCAGAAGAAAUAUGUUGAGAUGGUUUCCAGAGAGGAGUUCUCUGCAGAGUGCAGAGCUAUGUAUGCGGUGGCCGCAGGCAAAUGGACAGCCCCAGACCCGGCCUCAUGGAGAGCUCGGGUGCCUUUCUCCUUGGAGUCAACGCAUGGCAUGGCUGAAGAAAUCCUUCAUUUCAUUCUCGACAAACUGAAGGUUUUUGCUCUCUCGAGCCAAACCAAAGUCUCCCAGUUCGAACUCUUUGCCAAGAUAAAAGCUAUCGGCAUUCCUCUCGACCAGUUUUAUGCCGCCAUCCCGCCACAUACCGUGGAGUCUGAAGCCGCAACCUCAAUUGUAAAAGACACAAUCCGGAAGAUCGUUUCCAAGACGGUGGCUUCGUCAGAGACAAACAUCCUCCAGUAUGUGGAAGAGAUGAUUAGCAGCAUCCUCAGCUACAUCCAGAGGCAACUGAGUCCCGAAGGAAGCCUUCCAACCCGAGAGAGUUCAAUUAUCCUCCAGAUCAUUAACGAUGUCUUCAACAACUUAAGCACAGAAAACCUCAGGGGGAUUUUUCCAGCAGCAAAACCCAAAAUGCAAGGAGAGGCUGGAAGCCACGAACCUCCUGUUGUUCCUGAUGCAAAAGGAACAACGGUGACCACCACAACCCUCUUUUCAGCAGAGAAACGGAUGAAGACUCCACUCUCUCCUGUGAACGUCCCUGGGAUGGUCAUUUAUUCGGAAGCAGAAGUCAAGGGGAAAGAGAAGAAGGAACCCGAUGGGACAUUAUCCUCUGUCAACAAGGAAUGCAAAGUCUUGGUCACGGAAGAGGCUCAGGACAAAGUCAGAUAUGAAAGUUUUGGCCUUGAGACCCGAGAGAGGAGCAGGUCACACCCAAAGCCGGUCGUCCAAGGAGAAGAGGGAUUUCUGGACAAAGACAGGAAGGUGGAACCAAGUCAUUUGGACAAAACCGAAAGGACUCUGGAUAAUUUUGUGCAGGAAGCCAUCUUUUGUUCUGUGGAAGGCCACCAGACAGUGACACGUCCUGCUGACCCCAAGUCCGGAGAUUGGACUUUAGAGAAGGCCUUGAAGAAACUGGAGGAAGACUUCAAGGAGGAAGAACGGUCUCCCAUCAUCCCGAUUGUGCGGAAACUCCUAAACGAAAUGUUCCAGCAUGUUUGGGUGGAGCAGCCCAUCUGGCCCCCCAAAACACCCCCUUGCUCCCUUGCCCACCUAGGCCUCAGCCGGCAACCAUUGGAAGGGCAGCCGGCCUUCAAAGGCCCACAGGCUCCCGUCUCAGAGGCGGACGUCAGUGCCUUUGCCAGCGAUCUGGUGAAGACAGCGUUCCAGACGAUCUCCCGUGCCACACAAACAGACCCUCAAGAUGCCAUCAGCAGGCAUCCCAACCUCGUGAUCACUGACAUCCUCCCUCUCAAAAUCCCCGGAGAGGCGGGCAAAGCUCUCCCGACAGUCCACUUCAAGGACCCAGAGACAGGUGCGGAGCCAGGAGGGCAGCCGCAAGGAGAAGCAGAGGCCCCUGCCAAAGAUGCUACUGAAGAGGCAACCAAGGAGCAAACCCUUUCCUCCAGACCAGACCUAGUGAGCGAUCUGGUGCAGACCUUCAUGACCAAGCUGGAGUGUUUUGUCACUUCCAAAGUGGAAUCUCAGUUGUGCUUGGAUGUGCAAAACCUGAAGACUUCUAUGAGUUCGGACUUCUCCUCGACCAUUCACCAGGAGCUGAGACGAAUCCUGGCGAGCCCACAAGGCUGUUUCCCCAGCUGCCUAGAAGAUAUCCUCAAUGCCUGUGGCAGUUCCACACUCACCGAGAAGGAAAAGGGCGAACACGGGCUGCCAUUGUCGUAUUCGCAGUUGAAAUCCUACGCCCAGGAAGUGGCCCGGAUGUUGCUGAAAACCCUAAAGCAGGGGUUGGAUAGAGAGGUGGAGAAGAUCCCAACCCCGCCGGUUGUCUUCUCCGAGAGCAUUGCCGCUAGCCAGAUUGUCACCAUGGUUUUCACUGUCAUUGCUCCCCGUGAAUAUGAGUGCGAAGAGGGUUUUCCACGGGGCUUGCCAUGCAAAGAGAGCGUGCUGGAAAAACUCCUCCGGAAGAAUGCUACCUACAAGAGAGAGCUCCAGAUCCAGAUCCAGAACACUGUUGAAACCUUUUUGAAUGAAAUUUACCAGACCAUCAUGCUAGAGGUGGGUGGCCCUUCCUCAGCCAGGCCAGAGGGCUCUCAGGUUUCUAAGGAGACCGAUGACAGUACCUCAGCAGUUCUUUCCAAGCCCACGGUGGUGAAGUCAGACGUUUCGGUGGUUUCGAGCGACUUGGUGGAUAUCGUGCUCAAAGACCUGAGUUCUGGUCUGGCGGCUGCCUUGCAUAAGAAGGGCCCUCUCUCCACCCGGCUCCAGUCUCUCCUCUUUGAACUCAUCCAGAGGACCGUGGAGCCUUUCACACCCAAGGCUGGGCACAAAAGCCGCUUUCCAGACUUCGAGAGUGGGAGAUGCCAAGUCUCGGGACGGUUGAAAGGCGAUAGUAGAAUAAAAAUGGGUGAGGAUGGUACUAAUCAGAUUCCUGAGCUGAAAGACUUCUCCCCCGAAGGUAUUACCAAAUACUUGGUGGACAACAUUGUCCUGAGGCUGGAGAAGUUUGCCCAGGAGAAAGUGGAAAUGGAACUGGCUCUGGCCAUCCAGCAGCAGGAGACUCAUGCCAACUACGGCCAGAGAGCCAAACUGGCCGUCCAGGACUCCCAGUCCAAUCUCAGGCUGUGUGCCGAGAAGCUGACCUGCACCAUUCUGAAAGUCAUCCAGAAGGACCUCGAGCGGGAGAUGCUCUCCUGCCAGAACAUCAUCCCCUACGAAGAAAACGCUUCUGCCAACGAAGUCAUGAACGACCUUCUCAAGAUCUUGUCUGUCCAAAUAGCCUUGACAGAAAACGAGGUUCACAAGAGGGUUCUGCAAAGGAUUUUUAGGAGGCAGCCGGCAGGACAGAGAGGGAGGUUCCCACUGAUGGCGAGAGUGGAAGAUGUCCUCAAUCAGGUCACCCAGAGGAUCAUGGGAGAUCUGGGGCACUUGCCGUCUUUCAACAACGAAUCCAUAUUUAUUGGUUCGGAAACCAGGUCCUCGCGCUAUCACGCUUUGGCGGAAGCAUCCUCCCAGGGAAACACAGGCCACGUUGCCGGAGAGAUUGUGGACGGUGUCCUUAGCAAGAUGUAUUCCGUUGUUGUGGACACCCUCUUUAGCUCCAGUGAGUCAAAGUCAGAUCCGGGCAGUUCCAGCAGUGACCGAGGCCUCUUGUUCACUGACCUCAUGGGGAAAUCUGACCUCCAGAAGAUGACUCUGGCCGUGUCACAACUCCACCCGGCUCCACAGUCCUUGGGCGAAGAACUGGUUCAGACCGUGUUGAACAAAAUUGCCUGUUUUGCCGCUUCCAAUUUGGAAGAGUUCCUUCCCUUGCAGACCCAACCAAGGCGGAGGAUGCACAUGUCACUUCAGUAUGACUUGCAAGGCGGUGAUGCUGCUGCGAUGUGCAGGCCAAAAGUGUUCUCCGACGACUCCGAAACGUCCCUCAUGAAAGUAAACCUGUCCAAAUCUGACUUGACCAUCUACGCCAAAGAGGUGGUGAGCAAAGUGUUGGGAAACAUCAUCGAUGAGUUCAAAAUGGAAGAUUACCACAGAACCAUACUGCGAGUCAACACUUUGUCCUCGGAACAGAUUUCCAUCGCGAGUGACCUGGUCCACUCCAUCGUGCAAGACCUCCACAUCACCAAACACAGCAAAGCCGAUGGCCUUUCUUCCACCCAGGUGUACUUCCAGUUUGAGUCAUCCUUGAAGGGAAAGCCCAAGUCCCUGUUUUACGAGGAUUUCUCCUCCUUCCUGAAGCAAGUGCUUCCAAAGGAAGGCAUUUUAAGGGAAAUAUUUGAGCAGCAGCCCCUGACUGACGCAAAUAUAAACGAGAGCCUGAAAAUGCUGCAGGUGGCUGAGAAUAUCGUCAGCGAGGUUUUCAUGAGGACCCGAGACCUGGAGUCGUCUGUUUCUAUCCUGAAAAGGACCCCAGGGGAACUCGGUGAGAAACUGUUCUGCUACAGCUUCAAGCGGGGCGAGGGUCCCGGACUCUUUCACAGCGAUUCCCAAGCAGAGAUCGGCUCGGUGGCGAGAGACAUUGUGGCAAGUGUGUUCGAAAACGUGCACAAGUGCCUCAUCUGCAGCAUUCCCGCUCGCCCAGAAAGGGAAUGUUUCCCUCCAAGGAAAGAGCAGGACAGGGCCAAAGGGUCUGUGAAAAUCAAGCAUCGCUUCACCCAGCCCGAAUUUCCUUUUUACAAUGUUUCCCUGAAAGGCGCUAUGGACAUGAUUGACAAAAUAGCUAAAGACGCCGUCGAGUGUGUCGUCCUCAUGCUGGAGACAUUUGUCAUCCGGCAUUUCAGACGAGAUUUCAAAUGCAACUUUUUGGAAAUAGUGAAAUUUCCGCUCGAAAGCCUUUCUUUUGCCCAGCUGACGCGGUCUUUAGAUUCCCUCUCGAACCAUGUGGGAAACGUGGCAGAGACCACCAUGGAGGCCUUCAGGGGUAAGCUGCAAGGGGGAUCAGGGAGGGAGGCACUGCCCACCUUGGGAUCGUCCCCCAAUUUCAUGGACUUUUCCAAACUUGGGGGCGCCAUCACCAGGGAGUGCAUCGAAACCGCCAUCCGGCAGGUGCAGAUGCUCCACUCCGAGCUGAGCGUCUAUGCCAACAACGCCGUCAGCGGCAUCCUUGAAAUCAUCAAGCACACCUUGGACCGAGAGCUGACCCAUAAGGAGGCCACGCUCUUCAGCAGCUCCUCCGACAGCCUUGUCCUGAGCGAGACCAUCAGCGCCAUGUUGGAUCGCUGCAACGAGAGCCUGACCGAAAUCACCUCGGAGCUAAUGGUGGAGAACCUCCAGCUGGAAAUGUCUGGGCGGACAUUUGCCAAAGAGAAGAGCCUCAUCCAGGACUUGGUGGCCUCCCCAGCAGUAAAAACAACAUCCAAGAAAUACAGAAGGGUCGACCUGAGGGACAGCUUUCCUCCCAUCAAUGUACCUGGCAUGGUGAUCUACUCAGAGGAGGAAGCUGAGGUGCAGGAAGAAACCCCCUCCAAGUUUCCCUCCGUGUGGGAUGCCCAUGCGGCACCAGAGAGGGGCAGAGGUGUGCCCCUUUCCUCAUCGACGCCCCGGUCAAGACCUCCCGCAAGACGUAGGCAGGAGAGGAGUUUGAGCAAAUACCGAGUAGAUUUCCUGGAGGAUGACUGGCUUCCCAGGGAAAGGUCUAUCCCUGAGGGGAGCAUUUUGGAAAAGCUGUUUAAGAAAACAGCUGAAUCUGAAGUUGGCCACAGACUCACCAAAACAGAGCCACAGAGCAAAGCUGCCUCGCUCUCCCAGGCUGAGCCCAUCGGAAGGGGGCUUCCAUUCCACGUCCCAGAGGGUAUCUGCUAUUCCGCCAUCUGUCCUCUGAAGCUGGGCCAGACCGCCGAAAUGAUCGUCGACACCCUCCUCUGUGAGUUUGGGCUGGACAAUGGGGCCAUGACGGUGCAGAGCAAUGUCUGUGAGAGAUUUUGUUCCCGUUCCCCAACGAAGGAGAAGGGUCCCCAUGGCAAUUCAGCCUCCUCAGCCGCCAUGCUUGUGGACAUAAAGAAGCAUAGGUCGAGUUUACUCAGCCGCUGGGAGAAAAAGAUGAGCGACUCCAGUGAGAGGACCACCAUGGAUGAGAGCAGCCUCCUGUCCAAGUGGGAGAGCAAGCAUUGUAUCUUCAGGCCCAAGAGUCCAGAGCGGCUGAAGGAGAUGGAGCUGCUGGCUUGCUCACACGUCCCAGACCCAUGCGAGAUCCACCUUCUGGCCAACCACAUCGUCCUGAGCGUCAUCAAAGAGCUCAUUUUCUUCCAGCCCAAAGAUGUGUUGGAUGAGAAGGUGCCUGCGUGGAAACAGGAGCUGCUCCAGUCAGAGUCCAAGUGGCUGCAGGAGCGGAUCUGGCGGAGUACCUACCUGCCCUCCGUCCGGCGGCAGUCCUCCUGCCUGGAGAUGUUUUGGGAGCCGCUGACCCUGGCGGUCGUCUCCAACGUCCUUGUGAGCAUCUCCCAUCCCAACACCCGGCACAGUCCCCGGGCCAGGAGCAGAUUGUUCGACAGCUCCCUCUCCAUGUUCUGCUCUGUGGAUGCUGGCUGCCCCGAACAUGAGCUUAAGGGCUCCUCCAGAAGCUUCCCACUCAACAUCGAGGAGCUGGCCUUCCACAUCUCAGAGGUGAUCGUCAGCCUCCUGUGCGAGCGCCACGUCUUGCAUGAGGGCGUCAAAAAGAAAGGCUGCAGGGCCAAGAGGACCCGGUACAUCUACGUCCCACCUCUCUGCUUGGCUGACUUUGACAAUGUCUAUCAUCCGCUGGUCAAGGAGGUCAGCAACCUCCUGUCUCUGGAGAUCCAGGUGAGAGGCAAAAUGGCGGGCGAAGGAAGGCCAGGAGACUUCUCUCAGCUCCAGCAGCCCUUCACGUCUCCCCGUUGCUUCAGCCGAGCGUCCCGCGGUGACUGUCGAAGCCCUGGGGACCUCAAAGGGGCGGCCUGCCUGUCUGUCUUGGGGCAGAUGGUUCACAAGAACCAGCGGCUCAGUUCUGUGGCCACCAACUUGGACAACUUCAUCCGCAGCCUGAAGAGCACCGAGGCCAAACACCUUGUCAACAAGGUCUUGCACAUCAUCCUGGACUCCUUGUGGCCUGAGCAGUCCCCGGGAGGCUUCCCGGAUGCCCAGUACCAGAACAUGAUGUCAUACCAAGAGGCAGGUCUGCCCACCAAGGGGCCACUUUCUUGUUCCUCCAUGUGCCCACAUGCCUACAAGCUCAGUGAUGGCGUGACGAGCGGCAACCUGGGGCUGUCCCCAAAAUCAGUCGUCCUCUUGGACAUUGUGAGUGAAAAGCUGAUCCGGACCCUCUUGGACAAAUGCCUCAUGACCGAGCAUUUCACUGGCACCUUUGCCUUCGAUGAGUUCCCAGAGGAUGAGCAAAUCGGUAAUAUCCAGAAGUGUGUUAGUGAUGAGGAUCUCCUCCAAUAUUCCAGAAGAGAGAUGCAAUCCUAUGACGCUGAUGCCAGCUCCUCCGUCUUCACAUAUGACAUUAAGUACACAGAGGAGCCAGGGGUGGGGGUUGAGUCUGGCGUUUCUUCCUAUGACUCGGCCCUCGACCUCUUAGCUCACACCUUGGUCAAGCCCGUGAUGACCGAGCUUUCCCUCAGCAUUGAGUCUCCGGGGCAUUUCAGGCCCUCCUCCAGAAAGUCAGUAGGUUUCUCCCAAACCGGCUCUAGAAAGCCACGUGGGCAAACCUUUGGCAGAAAGCACACGCGCCAUAGUAGAAGUGAAGGUUACUCCUCUUUGCCCCGAGGGAGGAAGCCUGAGCAAAGUGGCUCCUUGCAAGCAAGACGCCAAAGCCGCAGGAGUUCCCAGGAGAGGAACAAGACGGUCCUGGAAACAGCGAUACAACACAGGGCCUUCAUGUCCAGACCGCCUGCACACACCAGCGGCCGGCCAACAGCACGAACGACCUGCACAAAGAAGACUUACCGGAGAGAAGUGGUGACCAUGAGUGGACGCGGUGACCACCGUCAGCGCUCCCCAGCCUUCUCUUCCCUCUAUUCUCCAUUGUUCCUGGAAGAGGUUGUUUCUCAGUUCUUGAUCAAGAUAUUUUCUUCACUCCAGAGCCGAUACGACAGAGAAACCUGUAUGAGCCUGAAGGAGAUGAACGUGUUGUUUGUGAACACCUUGGUGGAGGAGUUCAGGAAAGCAGGUGUCGGGGUCGUGCGGAGGGCCGAGGAGAAGACGUAUUUCCCCCAGGUGGACAGCCACUUGGUCGACAGGAUCACAGACUCCAUUUUAAGGGAGUUUGGGUUCCAGCUAGCUGCUGACACAGACUUUGGAAGCAGUGUGGAGAUGAUGGCUGAGCUGGCGGCGGAAAUCAUCCUGACGGAAAUCCUGGAUUACCAGCUGCCACCGCUGGUGUGCCGGAAGCUGCCCUCGGCUGCCUGCAAAAAUAUAAAACCAGAACGGAUCCUCCAGCGCAUCGAGCACUGCAUCUGUUUCCCCAAAUCCUCCAAGAAGAGGCCACCACCACCGACAUACAUCACUGUCUUGUCCCAGAAGUAUUUAGAAAGGGUGGUGAACCGGCUCCUGGCCCAGCUCUUCCCGGAGCCGCAGGGAACCCCUCAGAAGCAGGAGAGGAGGCAGUUGCCGGGAGAAGAUUUUGAUGAGCUUUGCUCCUACAUGAUCAACGAAGUGAUGAAGUCCAUUUCGAAGCACAAGAUCUGGGUGGCCAAAAAGGACGACAGGUGUCGCUUGCAAUCAGAGAAAGAAAUCCAGAGCAUGGUUGAUUCCGUUUACAAAAACAUGCUGAAGAAGUCCGGCACACAGCUGUCUAUUCAGAAAGAGGUGAAGUCCCGCGAUGCGGCUUUUGUCGACAAGAUUACGAGCUUCAUAAUUCAAGAAAUUACAAAACAUCAUCUCCAGACGUUCCUUUCCAAAGACCAACUGGCUUCAGUGGGUCCUGACCCCGAAGCUUUGUCUGAGAACAUCGUCAGCACGGUUCUGGAUAGCAUCAAUGAGCCCUCGACAUCCCAGGCGGAGGUCUUCCCAGCAAAGUUCUUAGAAGAGAUUGUUUCCAAAGUCUUGUCCAAAGUCUUGGGUGCUUUUGGAGAGAGAAAGGACACUGCCAAAGGUCAACAGGAAGUAGACCUUGCCCAGGUGGCAAAGAGAUUGGCCAGUUCCAUCAACUUGCGGUUUGGCCGAGCUGCGCUGACCGAGGGGCCGAGAGGAGCGGAUCAGAGCCUGGGAGGCCCCCUGACUGACAUCAUGGACGACGUGGUUGACUCUGUUUGCAACAAAAUAUCGAGAGAAAUAGAGGGGAUCCCAGGGGGAGAUCUCAUCUACGCAGGUGAAGGCGCCCUCCUCGAAAAUGUCAAGAGACUGGUGGAGAAAUGCAUCGCUGACUACCUCCUCCACCCGCUGUUUUCUGGAGAUGUGUUCAAGCCGUCGCCUCCAUCGUAUGAGAGUGCCACCAAAAUUGCUAGAGAGCUGGCUGAGGAAAACGAGAGCUCUUCACCAUUUAGCACUUUCUUGUCAUCAGGAUUCCUGAAAGAUUUGAUCACCGGGCUGUUAUCCAAAAUCUUCCCUUCUGCGCCAUGCAGAGAUACCGCCUCUCCUUGGGAGAAAAGGCUGCCCUCGGAAGCGGACCUCAACAAGCUCUCCACCCAGUUGCUUGACGACGUCCGGAUGAAACUUCUCAAGCACGAAAUCCGGGUGACCAGAGACGCCCCCCCAGGUCAGUAUGAAUACUCAGAGGAAGACGUCCAGAACAUGACCGAUUCCCUGUGCCAGAAGAUCAUACAGAGGUCCGGCUCCCUCGAAGCUGUCCAGAAAGAAGUCAGAAAUAAGAGCAAUGCUCUGAUUGACUGGAUCGCAGGCUUCCUCGUGGGAGACAUCCUCCAGCAGCAUGUCCAGCCCUUCGUGGGCAGAGACGAGGCUCCUCCUUGGGACAGGGCUGCCGCAGGGGACUCAACGGGAGGGCUAGAGAUUUACCGGACGUCCAUUAAGCCUCACAAUCUGACAGAGGCAGGAGGGGCGUCUGCCUCUUCUUUACUCGGAGACAUCAUCUCUGAAUUGUUGUCCAAGCUCUCCUCUACUUUGAUGGACAUCCCUCUCAGCGCCUCUGGCAAUGACAGCGGUGACACGGCCGUGAGAUUAGCCCAGUCGCUUACGAAAGAGCUCAUGAAAGCCGGGCUCAGUGUCCGGGAAGGUCCAGAAGAGCAGCUGGGAUCCGCUCCUCCUCCUCAUCCCUUGGAGGACAAAAGCUUGGCAGAUUGGCGUUUGCCUGGCAAGGGCCCAAUACAAGGAUGGCCAUCCAAGGAGCAUACAGAUGAGGGGCAGGAUGCAUCGCUUCAGCAAACUGCCACUGUCAUCAUUGAAGAAGCGGUGGACCACCUCCUUCAGUCAACAUGUCCGUCAAACAUGACGGAAGCAAGGUGUCUCAUUCAGGACAAAAUGGUGGAAGAGCUGGAUGGUCCUGAGACGAGGCCUCCUGCAGCCUAUACCACCGUUCUCUCAUACUCAGUCAUAGAGGCUAUUGUUGAGAAGGUCCUCUCCCGGAUCUUCCCAGCACCAUCUGGCACUGUUCCUUGCCCAAGUCCAGAGGACAGACCUCUCGGCUCUGACUGGCAGGACAGAGUUGCCGAAAUCAAGAGAGCCAUUAUGGAGAUGGUUUUGAAACAGGCCAUCUGGACCAGCAUGUAUGGUGACAAAAAGGAAACAGGCAUUGCGGAAGAGGCUGUAGGAGAGAUGGUGGAGUCCGUCUACUGCGAUGUUCUCCAUGAAGUCCUGCUACGCCAGCCCUUCCCGGAGGACCGGGAGACCCUGAGCAAUCUCUACAUCACGCAGAUCGCUUGCUUCAUCCUUAAUGAAAUGUUCAAGUACCACCUCCAGUCUCUCGGCCCGGAAGGGCCACUUUCUUAUGGAGACUCCUGCCUGACCGUCUUCCCUUGCCAGCUCUUGGAAGACAUACUGAACCAACUGCUGGACAAGAUAUUCCCAAACCCAGAGACUGUCGCCACCUACAUUGGAAAACAGACAGACUUCUCUGAGUCCGACUUCAUUGAGAUGGCCAUGAACAUGAAAAGUUACGUCGUCACAGAGAUUUUGGCUCAUGAGAUCAAGCUGGAAAACCUCCCGGAGCGUGUCCCAGACAUGGACCACGAAACAGAGGAGGACAUUGCCAGUUCCGUGUACAACCAGGUUUUGCAGAAGUAUCCAUCCCUCGGGGACCUGCAAAAUGCUCUCGCACAGCCAGGGAAUGGCAGCAUCUGCCAAGUUGCCAAUUCACUGAUGAGAGAAAUUCUCAACUUCCAUCUCCACCCAUUUUUGAGUGACAGCAAUUCCUCCAACAAUGAAUGCACAAAAUGGCAGACAGAAAGGCAGCUGUAUUCACGACGCAUCUAUCCUGCCUUGUUUUUAGAGGACAUUGUUGUGGCUUUCUUUUGCAAAAUCUUGUCCUCCCCACAUUUUCUGACAUACUCCAAAGACUCUGGUUUAUCAGAAUGCAGGAUGAGAGAUCUGAUUAUUCAACUAGUCAAUGCUUUGGUUGCUGAAUUUAAAAUAUCCGAAGUCAAAGUCAUCCAGAGUAUGGAGGAAGACUCUUCCUUUCCCCAGAUAGCUCCUGAAAUAGUGGUUGAAAUCAGCAACUCCAUUUAUGAGAAGCUACAGCAGCAAUUUGGGUCCGAGCUUGAGAUUUUUAAUGCUUUCCAGAACAACAUCCACAUGUUAGCAGGAAAACUCGCCCCUUUAAUGAUAAGAGAAAUCUCUGGAUACCAGUUGCUGCCUUUGUUUACUGGGGACACUUCUCCUUACCUGUUCUCAUUUCUGGAAGCGGAGACCAUCAUGGACCGAGUCGAAACCAUCCUACCAGAAACCACGUCCUCCCGCUCUGUCUUUGGAGAGAUGUUUGUCAAGAUCUUACGCAGAAUAUUCCCGUCAUGGAUGUCUGGGGACUCAGUGGAGGCUCCCGAUGGUACAUCUCUGGGUGACAUGACAAAGAGGUCUCUCCCCACUAUGCCUGCAAAGGAGGAAGCUGGUCCUGAUGCCAACAGAAGCAUCCAGAGCCUCAUGGAAAACAUUUACAAAACGGUCUGCGUGAAAUCCGGGUCUCCAAACAGAAAGUACGAAGACACCACUGAGGAAUGUGCAGGAUUCCUCCCUAAGAAGAGGCAGGAUGACCAGCCUCCCAGGUCCCACUCUCCCCCCGGCCGCUCUCAUCCUUCCUCCACCAUCAUUGCAGAAACUGCUGCUUGGACAAUCCACCAUGUGAAGCUGGGAGAAGGACAGUCCCAGCCAAUGCCGGUCAAAGACGGGGGAGACAUUUAUUCAUCUUCCUUCUUGAAGGACGUCUUCAGCGGACUAGUCAGCAAGUUGCUUUCGUCAGCCACUGACGUAUGCACACCGGAGAAAACGGAGCCGGAAGCUGAGCCUCCGGUCGAAAAUUUAGUGGAAUCCAUACUCACGGAAUUUGCCAAAUCUCCGGUGAAGGUCUUGCAGAUCCCUAAAGAAGGGCAGACGCCCCCAGAUGUAGGGAAAACAGAAGUGGCAAAAAUUAUCCAUGGUUCUUUGUGUGACAUCUUGCAAGAUCAGGGUCUGGGAGUCCCAUUCGGUACCGACAAGGAGAGCCUGAACAACUUAGCCGAGCGUUUAGCCUGUGCAAUAAAGAAAGAAAUUUUGGGCUACCAGAUUCAGCAAGGCCCAGCAAAGACCACGCAGGAGCCGACGUCAAAGCCUUUUGAGUCUGGAGAGAUGGCGAAAACGGUGUUGAUGGAGGUGAAGAAAAUCCGUAUGCCCUCCCCAACCUCUAAACCUCACCCGCUCCUAGUGUCUCAGAAGUUUAUCCAUGAUGUUCUCGCAUUCCUUCUGUCCAAAAUCCUCCCUCUGCCCACAGACGCCUCAACCUCCUCUGACACCGAAGACCAGUGCGCAGAGUUUGAUUUCAUUCACAUGAAGCUCCUGAGCAAAGUGAUGGCAGAACUUGACCAGGAUGAGAACACCGAGGUCCAGUACCUCGACCAGGUGCAGCCCAACCGCGUUGUGAGCCAAACCGUGGCCAACUCCGUCUACAACGAUCUGUUGCCAGAAUUCGGGACCCCGUCGACGAUUGAGAAGUGCAUCAAAGCCGGCUGCACAAUCCUUUUGGGGAGGAUCUCUGACAUUGUGAUCAAAGAGAUUUCUGGGAAUAAGAUGCAGACGUACUUUUCAGAAGAGCAAAGCCGGCAGGAGGAGGCCGUUGAAGCCGAGAGAGAGAUGGAGCGCCGGUAUGGACCUGGUCCUGAGCCACCGGAAGGUGUGGCCCCCUUGCGAUCCCACCUCAAAGGGUUGUCGUCCAUCAUCUUAGAGGAGGUGGCUGCUAAAUUCCUCUCAAAAAUGUUCCACUCCCUUUCUUUGGACGAGGUGGAGGAAAGCAGCCUGGCUGCGGUGAAGGAAGUGGCCAAGAAGAUCAUCAGCUCCUUGCAAGGGCUCAUUUCGAAGAACAAGCUCCAAGUCUGGCAGAACGACGAAGAGGAAGACUUAGACUCAGAAGACAGCCGAGCCGUUGGGGAGGUUGUGGACUCCGUCUACACGGACAUCAUGAAAAAUUCCAGCUCAGAGACCUCUCUGUAUGAAGAUCUGACUAGCAAGAACGAGGACCUCAUCAACAGAGUGGCUUGCUUCAUGGUGAGUGAAAUUUCCAAGCGGGACUUCCAGUCGGGCUCCGAGUCAGAGGAGGACUUUCCCCGCUCGGACCCAGACAUAAAGCUGCAAUCGGACAAGAUUAUCCAGAAAUUCCUCAAUGACGUAGAGAUAGAAAAAGCCAAGAAGGAGACUGCUGAGGCGCCAACUCCUGUGGUGUCGGUGGCUUUCCUGGAGGAGAUCCUCAGCCGCUUCCUGACCACCAUCCUCCUUGAACAGUACGAUUUGGGAAUCCACGAGAAAAACAGCCUGUCCAAAACGGACGUGAACGAAAUCGCCUCCCUGCUGAAGACGUCGGUGGAGAAAGAGAUGUCAAAGAACAAAAUUGGCCUGGUGGCUUCGGGUGAGAACCAGCUGGAGCUGGACCCGCAGUACGAGGAUGUGGUCAACCAGGUCGUCCACGCGGUCAUCAGUAACGUCAUGGAGAAAUCUGGCUCCCAGCAGGAGCUGUACAAUGACAUGACCACCAACCAAGUCAUCUUCCCGGAGCAGGUGGCCAGCAUCAUCAUCAAUGAGAUCUCCAGCUGCAACAUGGGCAAUCCUCCAGGCGAAUACGCCGAAAGCGAGACCUGCAGUGCCUUGGAGCUGGACCGCAUCGUCAGCAAGGUCAUCGCUCAGGUCAGCAGCCACAUGGACCCCGACGAGGAAGAGUCCUUCCUCAUGCUGCACACCCUCCCUGAGUUGCCAGAGGAAGCCACUCCGGAGGUCCUGCAUCAAUCCAGCGAGCUGCCGAAGAUCAUCCCCUACAUCGGCCACCGGCCCUUGAAGAUCGAUCCGGACAUCAUUUCGGACCACUUGGCCGUGCUGUCCAUCAAGACGGAACCCCUGGAGAAGCUGAAGAAGACCUGCUUGUCCAGGAUUGGCAUCAGCCUGACAGAACUGAGGCGGGCCUCAGCCUCUGGCAAGAGCAUCACACAUGACCUGGGCAUCCAUGAGGUCGCGGAGGUCCACCAAAGGAAGGAGAGGCGCCCCUCCUUGGACAUGGCUGGACGCCUCGGGGUGAGGCCCAAGGAGGCUGUCUGCAGAAACUCCUUCCAAAGCCUGAUGAAGCCGGACAUCACAAAGGUGGAGCUCUUGAAAGAUGUGGAGAGCAAGCAAGACCUCAUUGUGCGCCUUGUUGCGCAUGACAUCGAUGAGGACGAGAUCCACAGGAGCUGGGCCGAGGAAAGCGACAGCGAUGAAGAGGAGCAGGUCUUGACGGAGCAGCGCUCGUUCUUCUUUGAGGUUCCCCCUUUCACCGUACGGCCCAACACUAAGCCCUCAGCCUCCUCCAGCGAGCCUCUCUUGACAAAGACGUCCAGCAGCAGCAGCCAGAGAAAGGGUUUGAUUGAAUCUGGGGACAGCCUUGGCCCUGCCAAAGAAAGGAAAGAGUUCUUCGGCUCCUCAGCGGUCAUGUAUGAGCCCAUGGCUGGCCCCAUACCAGAGGCUACAGAAGAGGCCUCUACGCCCAGCUCCUUCUCCGUCUCACCCGGCUCAGACACUAAAGUGAUGGAGACUCUGGCUGUCCCAAGCCAAGAGAAGUCGCUGGAAAAAGUGGUCGUUGGCAUGCAUCUCUCCCGGGACACAGAGGAGACUGGCGCCUCCUUUGAGAUCACCUCCGUCUACCAGGACAAAAACAUCAAGGAGCCUGUCUCCGAAGAGCACUCAGAAGUUGAAGACGGGAAGGUCAUUGCGGUCACCAGCUCAGAGGUGGCCAUGCCCCCGCGCCGCUCCUCCGUCUUCGACAAGGUCUCCAGCGCCCUGUCCAAAGUGUUCUCCCGGACGUCCACCAGCGUGGCCCAGUCUUCAUCCGUGUCCAGCCAAGAGAAGGCUGCCAAGGAGUAGCCCCCCCCCCCCCAGAGUUUCUUCUUCUUUAUA
Molecule: messenger RNA, 19090 nt
Organism: Sceloporus undulatus (fence lizard)
Lineage: Eukaryota; Metazoa; Chordata; Lepidosauria; Squamata; Phrynosomatidae
Gene: FSIP2
Product: fibrous sheath interacting protein 2
Exons: 26
Coding region: 710-19057 (6115 amino acids)
Source: RefSeq, a predicted model, not a curated record